Molecule: messenger RNA, 170 nt
Organism: Acaulospora morrowiae
Lineage: Eukaryota; Fungi; Glomeromycota; Glomeromycetes; Diversisporales; Acaulosporaceae
Source: the annotation of a GenBank genome assembly
GAAGACUGGCGAUUAGCGUAGGAGCGAUUGCGGCGAUUACUCUUAGCCUUGCGGGAUUCUUCUCGCUGCUAUCGUUUGUGGUAUGGUGGUAUAAGAUUAGGGCGUCCGAGAAUGUCACUCCUUAUACCGAUGGUAACGUUGGUGUGAGUGAAAAGGAUGUAAAUGAUUGA